Sciurus carolinensis (gray squirrel) is the source of this 3544-nucleotide messenger RNA. RefSeq names its product SET domain containing 6, protein lysine methyltransferase (gene Setd6). The transcript is spliced from 8 exons. Bases 76 to 1800 code for a protein of 574 amino acids. Gene Ontology annotation, molecular function: protein-lysine N-methyltransferase activity; protein binding. The record is from RefSeq and is a predicted model, not a curated record. Gene Ontology annotation, cellular component: nucleus. Gene Ontology annotation, biological process: peptidyl-lysine monomethylation. NCBI's taxonomy places the organism in Eukaryota, Metazoa, Chordata, Mammalia, Rodentia, Sciuridae.
GCUGGGGCGGGGCCAGCGGCGCCGGAAGUGCCGGCGCGCACACCCUGAGUGGUGGCGCGGACGACGCGUCGGACCAUGGCGACCCGGGCCAAGCGCCCGCGGGUGAGUGGCGGGCGGCCGGCACGGGGCCCACCGCUCCGCUCCGCCCGGAGGUCGCCCGCGCGCGCCGCUGCGCCCCCCGCCCCAGGUCCGGUUCCCCUCUGCAGCUUCCCCUCCCCCACGCAAAGCGCCCCUUCCGCGCGCACGCGCCGUCAUCCCCGCGGGCUCUCCGGGGCGGGGCCUCGUCACUCUGCUCCUGUAUCUCAGGUGUCACGGCCGCGGGCCAGUGGCGAGUCGGAAUCCGACCCAGUGGCGGGCUUCCUGACCUGGUGCCGGCGGGUAGGACUGGAGCUGAGCCCCAAGGUGGCGGUGACCCGGCAGGGCACCGUGUCCGGUUACGGCAUGGUGGCUUGUGAAAGCGUGCUGCCAGGGGAGCUACUGUUCGCGGUGCCGCGGGCAGCGCUGUUGUCGCCACACACCUGCUCCAUCAGGGGCCUGCUGGAGCGAGGUGGGCACGCUGGCGGACGGAGUCACCGAGGCGGGCUCCAGAGCCGCGCCGGGGCGCUCAUCUCUGUGUUUUCUCCAGAGCGAGGCGCGUUGCAGAGCCAGUCGGGCUGGGUGCCGCUGCUGCUGGCGCUGCUCCAUGAGCUGCAGGCGCCAGCCUCACUGUGGAGCCCCUACUUUGCGCUCUGGCCUGAGCUGGGCCACUUGGAGCACCCCAUGUUCUGGCCAGAAGAGGAGCGCCGGCUCCUGCUGCAAGGCACAGGUGUCCCUGAGGCUGUCGAGAAGGAUUUGGCCAACAUUCGCAGCGAGUUCUAUUCCAUCGUGCUUCCCUUCAUGGAAGCCCACCCUGAUCUCUUCUGCCCCAGCGUUCGCUCCCUGGAACUGUACCACCAGCUAGUGGCCCUUGUGAUGGCCUAUAGCUUUCAAGAACCACUGGAGGAAGAGGAAGAUGAAAAGGAGCCGAACUCCCCUUUGAUGGUGCCUGCUGCAGACAUACUAAACCACUUAGCCAAUCACAAUGCCAAUCUAGAGUACUCUGCAGAUUAUCUUCGGAUGGUUGCUACUCAGCCCAUUCCUAAAGGCCAUGAGAUUUUCAACACUUACGGGCAAAUGGCUAAUUGGCAACUUAUUCACAUGUAUGGUUUUGUUGAACCAUAUCCUGGCAACACAGAUGACACAGCGGACAUUCAGAUGGUGACUGUCCGUGAAGCUGCAAUACAGGGAGCCAAAGGUGAAGCUGAAAGGCUCCAAUUAUAUGAGCGCUGGGAUUUCUUAUGCAAACUGGAGAUGGUAGGGGAAGAGGGUGCAUUUGUGAUUGGUCGUAAGGAGGUGCUAACUGAAGAGGAACUGGCUGCCACACUAAAGGUCCUGUGCAUGCCUGCUGAGGAAUUCAGAGAAUUUAAAGACCGAGAUGGAUGGAGAGAAGAUGAAUGGGAAGAAGACAGACUAACAGUCACAAAUAUCCCCAAGCUCAAAGCAUCAUGGAGACGGCUUCUGCGAGACAGUGUUCUGUUGACUCUGCAGACCUAUGCCACAGACUUAAAAACUGAGCAGGAUAUCCUCAGUAAUAAGGAAAUCUAUGCCAAACUCAGCUGGAGGGAAAAACAGGCCUUACAGUUAUCUGAAGUUUGCUCUGGAUGGCAUAUCCUUCAAGGGAUAAACCUGAAGACACCAAGGACAUUCCUAGGCCUCUAUUUAAUUUUGAACCUUUUUGUUCUCCCUACUCAUAAAACUUCCAUCAUUAAAGGUAAGGCAUAAUACCUCCUCAUCUUUAAAAAAAAAAAAAAAAGAGGGUGUUCUAUAAUUCAAUUUGAUCACAGAAGCCUGUUCCAGCAGUUUUCUCCUGUUAAAACAACAAACACUAAACAUUUGUUCAGAUAUGCCAUCUUAGUGGGAAAGUGCUAUCAUUCAGCAAGUAGGAGUUUCCUGGGUUCCAUCUCCAGCACUCCCCCCACAAAAAGGAUGUUUUCCCAGUGGCCCUUGGCUAUUCAAGGCUAGGCUAUCUACUUUCCUCCUCACAGCCCCGGUGGCUGCUGCUACUGAGAAAGGCACAGUGAACUAACAUGCAUGUCAUGAGUUUUAAUGUUUAACUGCAGUCCAGGUACACGUGUAAGAAGUGGGACAGCUAGGGCCCAGGAACUAGAAAGGCUACAAAAUAGAACACAGGGACCAAUACAUUCACAAAACACUUAAGGUCCUUACAAAAGGGACUGCAUUGGUCCUUAAGACUUAUGAAUUGCCCUCUGCACAGCCUAAGGUUUAGUUCCUUUUCCCAGAGUUUGCCCAGUAACAGGAGAGUGACAUAGGAGCUUUAGGCCUGGGCUGGUUUCCCUGCAGAAGAACAUACCUGGGUGGGGCCAGCCUCUAUGUUCUGCAGCAGAACUGAGGGACUGACAUCUGCUUUCCCUGUGGUCUGCUUUUUCAAAACCAAAGCUAUUCUAAAGCUAACAAAAACACAUCUCAAUUGUGAGCCUUUCCAGUAUUCCCUGGCAUAUCAUUCUAUCGCAUCCAUAUUUUUAAGAACUUUUUUUUUUAAAGUACCGUAUUCACAUUAACAAAAAUACAUAAUAUUUAAAACUGGCUUUUACUAUUCUUUGGGACAACAGGAAUAUGCCCUUGAACAAGUGAAUGGCAUUGUUGCCUAUUUAUUAUAAGGUAUCAGUUUAUGUACUUGCCUUGGACAUACUUUGCACAAACCCAAGAAGUUCCAGACAAAAGUUUUCUCUUUCAUAUAUUUACACAAGUUCAAAAUGAUAUUCACAGCAUCUUCUAAAUUUUGGCCAAGAGUCAAAAAAUGCAUUUAAACUUUGGAACGUGCCCACAUAGGAGGCUGACCCCAACAGUAGUUAGGGCAGACACCCAAGAACCAAAGGGCUGGAAAAGUCAGGAAGAACUGAAAGGAUUCUUCAGUUUAUGGACUUGGUGCAGUGGGACCUUGAGGCUGACAACGGAGAUACAGUUCAUCUAACUGGCACCUGUCCCUUCCAUUACUUGCUGAGCCUGCUUCUGUCCCAUGCAGCACUGUGCAACCGACUGGAAUAACCUAAAGAAUGGAAACGAUUACAAGUUUACUUGUGAGGAAAGUUUAGGACUGAUAAUACCUUGUUUUUUUCUUUUUUUGCUUUAGCCAGAGCCGCGUUCAUCAUAGACCCAAGCUAGAGAAAUUAAGUGAUCUCUCCUGUCCCACUGCUAGAUAAUUAAAAAUAACUUUUUACUCACUUUUCAAUUUCUGGGGCACAGUGUACAAAUUCAUGGUUCCAGAACUUAAAUGCUGGAUUUUUAAUCAGCUCAAUGAAGGUAAUAAGAAGACCCCAAGGAUGUGGCCUAUUUACAAUCAACCGUUCCAAGAGAACCCUGGAAAAGGGGAGAAAGGGUCAGUUAAUGCAGAGAUACGUACAAAAGCAUGACCAUGCCUAUUACCUUAUUUCACAACUUCUCCCUGUUAAAUCGGUCAAACUUAUCUUCAUAAAAAAAAGGUGAAUUAACCUACUUACAUAUCUUA